Indicator indicator is the source of this 3387-nucleotide messenger RNA. RefSeq names its product class II major histocompatibility complex transactivator (gene CIITA). The transcript is spliced from 20 exons. The coding region runs from base 1 to 3387 and encodes 1128 amino acids. Gene Ontology annotation, molecular function: protein binding; ATP binding. The record is from RefSeq and is a predicted model, not a curated record. NCBI's taxonomy places the organism in Eukaryota, Metazoa, Chordata, Aves, Piciformes, Indicatoridae. Gene Ontology annotation, biological process: positive regulation of MHC class II biosynthetic process; positive regulation of transcription by RNA polymerase II; inflammatory response.
AUGAAUUCUGCAUCUGUGUCUGAAAGUGGCUAUCUUGAUUUGCUGCACAGUGAUAUUGAUCCAUUGCAUCUGUAUACUCUCUUUGAUCCUAAGUCAUCUGGAAAUGAAGAAGGUGACUUCUCUGCAGACCCUGAAGUUGAUGCCAGCAACUGUGAUCAGUUCAACAAUAUGGAUUUCCUGUGUACAAUGGAAAAUGGUGAAAAUGAGGAUGAAUUGUAUCUCUGUUCCAACGCCAUAGAAGCUUAUGCUAGAAUAGCUGAACUAGCAGAAUAUGUGCUCAAAGAUCAACAGGAGAAGCAGGCGGAAGAUGCUUUUGCAGGAAAUCUUAUUUCGGAUGAAGUGGCUGCUGAAAACACUGAGAAAUUUACUGACAUAAAGAUGCAAAACUGUCGCAAACGAACCUCUGCAGAGAGUUGCUCUGGUGCUUCAGAACCCAAAUACAAGAAAAUUGUGGACAUCCCUGCAGUAUCUACAGGAAAUGGCAGUUUCUUAGCUAUGCCUCUCAACAGCCACGCAUCUAGCUCCACCUCACUGAGUAGCCAGCACAUGUCUUUUUUUGUUCCUGCUACUAAUGCACUGGAAAGAAGUUUUGCAUUUCCUGGAUCUUCAGCACCUUUGAUUCCAGAGUGUCUACUUGUCAGCAUGAGCCAAGAGAAUACAGGCUUUGCAGAUCCUCCUCAGCAGAUACUGAACUUUGUUCUUGGAAAUGGCACAUCUGAUGUUAUAAUAUAUCCAGUGCUGACUUCCAUGGAAACACGGAUAUCCCCAGGUUUCCCAGUUAGUUUAUGUGCUGAUUUACAGCAGCACAACAUGUCUGAGUAUGUCACAAGCCUCAGAAUUCCAAAUGCAGCAGAAAAAUAUGCGAGUUUAGAAACAUUCAAAGAAGUCAGAGUUCCUGUAAUUUCUCCUGAAGUACCUUUCAAAAGACCAGAGCCAGUGGAAUCUUUCUGUACAUCACUUAUGGAUUACUUCCGAGAUGUGUGCAAAUCUGUGGCCAUGGAGCGUGAAGUAACUCUUGAUCACCUGUUUAUUGAUGGAACACUUGUUCAAAGCCAAACUGAAACCAAGACUGGGAAGAAUAGUGUAAAAGCAAUGGAAAGGGAGAUGGUGACUUGCAGUUUGCAAGGGAAGGAAAGGGCAGUCCUUAAAAGAAGCCAACUAUUUCAAACUCCGGGAGGUAAAGAUUUAGACACUAAAGUAGUUGUGGUGCUGGGAAAAGCAGGAAUGGGCAAAAGCAUUCUUGUUCAGAAGAUCUGCCAGGACUGGUCCAAUGGAGAGUUUUCUCAAUUUAAAUUUGUGUUUUGGUUUGACUGCAAGCAAUUAAGCUUGCCUGAGAAGCGAUACAGCCUGAAGGAUCUGCUUCUUGAGUAUUUUGUAAAACCCCAAGAGGGAAGCAAAGAGAUCUUUGAGUAUAUAUUGGAAAAUCCUGCUAAAGUCCUUCUGAUUUUUGAUGGCUUUGAAGAGUUGCAUGAUCAUGAGACUUUUCCUCGUUGCUCAGCCAGCCAGCCUGAAAAAGACUUCUGCAGUAUAAGGGAGCUGCUUUCAGGACUCAUCCAAAAAAAGAUACUCCGUGGUUGUACUUUAUUACUUACAGCAAGACCAAAAGACAAAGGGUACCAGUAUGUGUCCAAAGUGGAUAAGACUAUUGAAAUAGUGGGAUUUUCCCCUCAGCAGAGAGAAUUGUUCAUAACCAAAUACUUCCAAGGCUUGCCCUACAGCAGGAAUGCACUGAAAUUAAUAAAAGAGUCUGAGUAUUUGUUCAGUCAUUGUCACUGGCCUGUUAUGUGUAGAUUUGUUUGUUUUCUCUGUGAGACACUACUUGAAACGGGAGACAAAAGCCUUCCUUCAACACUUACUACAGUCUUCCUGAAGUUUGUUCAGCAGAAGAUCACGCCUAGGCAAGCAGAUGUUACAGCUGUGCAAAAUCAAGAGAGUCUCGCUGCACUAGCCCAUAUAGCCUGGUGUCUGGGAGAAAAGCACCAAAGUACCAUGAAAAGUGAUCUUCUUCCUUCUAAGGAAGUUAGAGAGUUUGCUCUGAAAUAUGGAUUUUUCCUGCCAUUUACUUUCCCACAACAUUCCAAUAGUGGAGAAGAGGAAUUUGGGAGCAUAUUCUCUGAUUUUGUCAUUCAAAAUUUCUUGGUUGCGCUUCACCUUAUGUUAGCAGAAGACAUCAAAGAUAAAAGUCUAACAAAGUACCUUUCUUUUCCAUCCAAGAAGAAAAAAACUCUUAACUGGUUAGAUCUAAUGCCUCGAUUUUUGGCUGGGUUGUUGUUCCUCCAGGAUGACCCCUACUUCUGCUCCUUUUCAAAGAAGGAUAUAAAACAUUCAACCAAGAAGCAGAAAACGCUCUUGAAGUAUAUUAGAAGGCUGCAGAUAAACAGGCUCUGUCCAGAGAGGUUACUUGAGCUUUUACACUGUGUUUAUGAAACUCAAAGCAAUUAUCUUUUGCAGCAUGUGGCCUUAUGUCUUAAGCCAGAGAUGUCUUUUCUGGGUGUAGUUCUUACCCCACCUGAUGUCCACGUACUGCACUCUAUUUUAAAAAGAUCAAGUAAAGAGUUUUCCUUGGAUUUGCGAAACAGCAGCAUUGACAUGCAAGGGCUAAAAGACUUGGUUGGCCUAAAGAAUGUGGCAUCGUUCAGGGCCUCCCUCAGCGAUACAGUCAGGCUGUGGAACUCUUUAAAUCAGACAAAAGACUAUGAAACGCUGAGAGCGUCAACAGAGAAAUUUGUUCUUGAUCCCUUUAAGGCAAAGACAAUGAAGGACAUCAGUGACCUUUCAGAACUUGUGGAGAUGCAGGAGACAAUGAUCAACUGUGUGCAAGACGCAUCUGGUUGCAGCAGCAGCUAUGAAAUUCCUGCUAUCAAAAACCUCAGAAAACUCGAGUUUGCGUUGGGUCCAGUAUGUGGCCUUCAAGGAUUCCUAAAACUCGUGGAAAUUCUUGCAGCAUUUCCAUCACUUCAGCAUUUAGACCUUGAUGCUCUGAGUGAAAAUGGCAUAGGUGAUGAGGGAGCAAAGAGUCUAUCAGAAGUCUUUCCAACCCUGACAUCACUGGAAACAUUAAACUUAUCACAGAAUAAGAUAACAGAUGUGGGAGCAGAGAAACUAGCUGCAGCUCUUCCUUCCUUGUCUUCAUUAAAGACACUAAGCUUAUACAACAAUAGCAUUUGUGACUUUGGAGCAGAAAAUCUUGCAAAAGUUCUCCCUGAGAUGGCAUCUUUAAGAGUGCUAGAUGUUCAGUAUAACAAAAUAACUGGUGUUGGAGCUCAGCAGCUGACUGAUAGCCUACGAAAAUGUCCCCAUAUAAAGAACUUGGUGAUGUGGAAUCCCACCAUUCCCUAUGGCAUGCUUGAACACCUUCAGCAGAUGGAUUCUAGGAUCAGUGUGUAG